GGAUACGGACCCAGGCGUUCACCCCACCUCUACCCCCGCCCCCGCCAUCCCGGCCAGAUAAAGGGCCCGAGGCCCGGAGCGCAGAGAGACCCCGCCCCCUCGAGGAAAGAAGCCGGAGCCCCUGCAGGCCAGGGGCCAGCGUCACUAUGGGAUCGCCUGCAGCUCCCGAGGGCGCGCUGGGCUACGUCCGGGAGUUCACUCGCCAUCCCUCCGACGUGCUUGGCAACCUGAAUGAACUGCGCCUGCGCGGGAUCCUCACGGAUGUCACGCUGCUGGUUGGCGGGCAACCCCUGCGGGCACACAAGGCCGUUCUGAUCGCCUGCAGUGGCUUCUUCUAUUCAAUCUUCCGAGGCCGAGCCGGAAUUGGGGUGGAGGUGCUCUCCCUGCCUGGAGGCCCAGAAGCGCGAGGCUUCGCACCUCUGCUGGACUUCAUGUACACCUCUCGCCUGCGUCUCUCUCCUGCCACUGCACCUGCCGUCCUGGCGGCGGCCACCUACCUGCAGAUGGAACAUGUGGUCCAAGCAUGCCACCGCUUCAUCCAGACCAGCUAUGAACCUCUGGGCAUCUCUCUGCAGCCCCUCGUGACAGAACCCCCCACGCCACCAACGGCUCCUCCACCAGGCAGCCCCAGGCGCUCAGAAGGGCACCCAGACCCUCCCACUGAAUCCCGCAGCUGCAGCCAAGGUCCCCCAAGUCCAGCCAGCCCUGACCCCAAAGCCUGCAACUGGAAGAAGUACAAGUUCAUUGUGCUCAACUCCCAGACCUCCCAAGCAGGCAGCCUGGUGGGAGAGAGGAGUUCUGGUCAACCUGGUUCCCAAGCCAGGCUCCCCAGUGGAGACGAGGCCUCCAGCAACAGCAGCAGCAGCAGCGAGGAAGGCUCUGUUCCUGGUUCCCAGAGCAGGCUGUCUCUGUCUGCUGCCGCUGCCCAGUUCAAGUGCGGGGCACCGGUCAAUAUCCCCCGACUCCUCACUCCUCGGACUCUAGAGACCACUGGAUCACCCUCUGAGCGGACUCGCCCACCACCAGGAAGUGAUUUUUUCAGCUGCCAGAACUGUGAGGCUGUCCCUGGGUGUUCAUCGGGGCUGGACCCCUCAGCUCCUGGGGAGGAAGACAAGCCCUACAAAUGUCAACUCUGCCGGUCUGCCUUCCGCUACAAGGGCAACCUGGCCAGCCACCGCACGGUGCACACAGGGGAGAAGCCCUACCGCUGCUCCAUCUGCGGAGCUCGCUUUAACCGGCCGGCCAACCUGAAGACACACAGCCGCAUCCACUCCGGAGAGAAGCCCUACAAGUGUGAGACGUGCGGCUCGCGUUUCGUGCAGGUAGCGCAUCUGCGCGCGCAUGUGCUCAUCCACACUGGGGAGAAGCCUUACCCGUGCCCCACCUGCGGGACCCGCUUCCGCCACCUGCAGACGCUCAAGAGCCACGUUCGCAUCCACACGGGAGAGAAGCCUUACCACUGUGACCCCUGCGGCCUGCAUUUCCGGCACAAGAGUCAACUGCGGCUGCACCUGCGCCAGAGACAUGGCGCUACCACCAACACCAAAGUGCACUACCACAUUCUGGGGGGGCCCUAGUGGAGUGCAGGCCCACACCCC
This is a messenger RNA of Ochotona princeps (American pika), 1598 nucleotides long. It is a transcript of the gene BCL6B, whose product is annotated as BCL6B transcription repressor. Gene Ontology annotation, biological process: regulation of transcription by RNA polymerase II. The transcript is spliced from 9 exons. Gene Ontology annotation, molecular function: RNA polymerase II cis-regulatory region sequence-specific DNA binding; DNA-binding transcription factor activity, RNA polymerase II-specific; protein binding. NCBI's taxonomy places the organism in Eukaryota, Metazoa, Chordata, Mammalia, Lagomorpha, Ochotonidae. The coding region runs from base 147 to 1577 and encodes 476 amino acids. The record is from RefSeq and is a predicted model, not a curated record.